CAUAAAUUCUUUGAGCUAAAAAUUUGAAAUUAGUGUGUACCUUAAUAUCUAAGGUGUUAUAUUUGCUGCAUUGUUUUAGGAGACAUGAGUCAUAUAGUAGAUUAUUGUAAAUGUGAUUUUCCUUUGAAAGAAAUUAGUUUAGAAAUUGUUUUUACGUUAGCAUUGGGGUCAUUUUUGUUUCCUGAAAUAUUCCUUUAUCCUGUCCUUUUUUUUUAAAUGUAUUGCGCUUGUAUUUGUACAUUUACAUACUGAGUGCGUUAAUUAUUGGCUGAUCAAAAAUUUUUGUCCCGUGGAUGAAACCUCACCAAAUUCUGCAUGGUCGUCUGGUGUCAGUUUCCCUGAAGGUGGGGCUGCAAAGAUCACCUGCAUUGAAAAAAACUGAAUGGUCAUCAGUUUAAGGCAAAAAUACAAAGUAUUUACUGGUUUCAGCUUCCUGAACAGAGUCUGGAUAAUCUCAUUGGCAGCAUGAUGGGGCCCACUUGGAGAUACGCAAGCUUUCUGUUUGUUUUUGUAUUCCUGAUCACAGUCAAGUCUGCCAAACAGGAUUGCCUGGACUACUUCAGCUUGAAAUACAUGGAAAAAUAUCUGAGAAACACCACCAACAUCUCGCUUGUACAACCUGAGAAUCCUAAGGAUACCAUUGAAUGUUCUCUGGAGAGGGCCUGUAUACAAAGAGAGGACCUACACCAUGUUCUCUCUCACUGCUUUCAUAGAGAAAGUUUGAAUGCAACCAAAAAGUGUGAAGGGAACACUUCUGGUUCUCUCCAUUUGUAUCCCUUCAUGUGCUUGGUGGCAGAAGUUUCCGGUCACACUCCUGAAGUCUGUGCAUACAAUACUGCAUGUGAGCUUUAUUCAGAAAUAACAUCCAGUGUUUACACAACAACAACAAGAGCAACCACAUUGUCACCAACAUCACUGUCAGAAAGAUCAACAACAUCACUGCCAGAAAGAUCAACAACAUCACUGCCAGAAAGAUCAACAACAUCACUGCCAGAAAGAUCAACAACAUCACUGCCAGAAAGAUCAACAACAUUACUGUCAGAAAGAUCAACAACAUCGCUGUCAAAAAGAUCAACAGCAUCACUGUCAAAAAGAUCAACAGCAUCACUGUCACCACCAACAACAACAACAACAGCAACCACAUUGUCACCAAGAACAACACUGCCAGAAAGAUCAACAACAACAGUCAUACCAGGCACAGAUAGUGAAAGCGAUGGUCAUACAUUGGAUAAAAUGCAAGAACACGACAAUAAUGAUGCAGCCAGCAAAGAGCUCACGACCCUCAAGAGAUUAUUAAUGUUAUCUGGGUUCCUCAAUAUUGCCGUGCCACUGACUGUUUACAUGUAUAUGCGCAACAAGAGGAGGUGGGACUGUGGCCAUUCGAGUGAACAUUGUUUGUCAAUUGGAACUUUUACACAAGCUCAGUGUACUGAGAUGAAGUCACAGACACCAUCCACAAGAGUGGGGGGAGUAGAGAGUUCACGUUUAAUGCAGCAUCCUGAGUGUGACUCCAUCACCACUAAUUCAGAUGGUAAGAGUGACUGCUGCGCUACUGAAAAUGAAAUGCCGCAUUAAGGACCUGCUCACAGCAGUGCCUCUGUGUAUUCAUGAUGCAACGCAGCUGUGGGGUGUAACAAAGCAUUGAGCCACGAGGAUCAGCUUUGCACUGUUUGAACAAAUGUCUUGUCCUGGGCCACACCCUAGGCAGAAUAAAGUCUUAAGGGGAAGUUUCACUUGAAAUGUGAAGAAGAGUGAGAGUGAUGAAGCUGCAACAUGCCAGGCCACAUAGCCUUGCUGCAUUCUCUAAUCAAGACGACCAAACACAAACGCUGAUUUGUACAAGCGCAACAAAAGAAUAUACGGUCUUUGUAUUACAUUACUCUAUAUGAAUCCAUUAUGAUCCAGAUUUACAAGGGUAAAGUCUGUUUACUCACGUGUUUCUUCAUCUGGAACAUAACCUCCUGUUCAGUGUUUCUGUUGAAGUGUCUGUAUCUGUAAUUAAUCUGUAAAAAAAAAAAAAAAAAAGUGCGGCAAAAACCAUAUGUGUUUGAAAGUUUGUUAGAACAAUGCUGACUGUAUGUCUCCAGGAGUAGAUUUCAGUAACAGCCAUACACAGCAGCAAUUGAAGGUGUCUGGGCAUGAAAAAGCUUUUACAUUUACUGGUAGCUCAGCUUUUAAUUUUUUAACUGUAUGCAAUGAGUUUGAUGAAAGUGCUUAAUGUCAACUACAGAAAGUGUGAGUGUGAGUAUUAUUAUUAUAACAGUGUUGAAACUACCUUGCAGCUGCACUGUUAACAUUUGUUUAGUCUGUUGUCACAUUACAGUGAGAUCUAAUAUAGCAUAAAAAUAUAAUAGCAUGUAAUAGUCAUGAAAAAGCAACAUUUAAUUUUGUGUUAUAUUCCAUCUGUCCUGCAUUAUAUUUAUAAUGUCAGACUUUUCAUAGUGUCUUUUAUUUAGUGUGAUACGUUGGUUUGUACUUUUUAUUAAGUCAGUCGGUUUAUUUAUGGUGCUUUUCACAGGGCUGUCACAGUGUCAGUAGCUAGGAUUAAUUUACUAUAUACGAUGUGCAGACUGAAGUAUGAGGAAGGUGAGCUUCCCUGGAGGCAGAAUCUCAUUGUGCGACUUUAUUCUCAGUGGGUGGCUCCAAGGUCACAAAUGAAAUAAUCAGAGAACUAUUUAAAUUCCACAUAAGUUAAAAUUGGCCAGCUUCUACUCUAAGACUCCAUGCUUUGAGGUUUUGAAUCAUCAUCCAUUGCAAAUAUUCCAUCAGACCAUUAAGAUUCAAACUUUGGAAGAGAAGAUUAUUGUUUAUUUAUCAUUUUUUCAGCAUGUAAAAUGGAUUGUACUCCAUCCUGUUGUCAAUAAUUUGAGCUGUGCUUGGUCUCUCUUUGUCUUAUUUAACGCCUUUUGUUUGUAAUGUAUUUUGUAAUAUAUUGUAAGAAUUAAAUGUAUUUUUAUUACUGGUUAAGCAUGCUAUGUACAAAAUUAUGUUACUAUAGCGUCUCUCAGGCUAUUCUGAUAACAUAAUUUUUGGUGA
Scatophagus argus is the source of this 3036-nucleotide messenger RNA. RefSeq names its product putative mediator of RNA polymerase II transcription subunit 26. Lineage: Eukaryota; Metazoa; Chordata; Actinopteri; Scatophagidae. The transcript is spliced from 15 exons. The record is from RefSeq and is a predicted model, not a curated record. Bases 466 to 1575 code for a protein of 369 amino acids.